AUGCGUACCCGCUGGAAAGGGAAGCCGGCCCGUAGACGCAUUGUGGAGAUGGAGUGCUUUUGUGCUUGGUCUCAUUCAGAGUGCGUUGGACAGCGCACUGCUGUCACAACGGGACCAUACGUCAUCCCUGCUCAAGCGAUUGACGAUGCAAAGGGUCCUGAUGUGGGCACUCAGAGGCCAUUGCGUGAUCAAGAUCAAGCCCGGGGAUCGAAAAAGCGCAGGCUGCCACAGAAUGGUUCGUCGGUGAUGCUGCAUGAGCAAGCCACCGAUAGCUAA
This is a messenger RNA of Alternaria burnsii, 276 nucleotides long. RefSeq lists its product as uncharacterized. The transcript has a single exon. The record is from RefSeq and is a predicted model, not a curated record. The coding region runs from base 1 to 276 and encodes 91 amino acids. NCBI's taxonomy places the organism in Eukaryota, Fungi, Ascomycota, Dothideomycetes, Pleosporales, Pleosporaceae.